AUGCAAAGACCAACUGGUAAUGAAUAUGGAAUAGAUGAGUUCAUUAGAUCGCCUGAUGUUAGGUUAAGAGGGACAAUAAAGAAGUAUUUUGAGGAUUUCCACGUUUAUGAAAUACAAAGAAAUGGCGAUGUUUGUAGCCUUUCAAAAAUAAGAAAUAAACACGACAUAAUUAACGAAAUACAAGAAAGAAAGAAGAUACUUUCUGGUGAUAACAUUUUAAACAAUGAUAAUUCAAUAAUAAAUUCUGAACUAAUCUGUAAUUUAGAAAACCUAGGAGUAUCUCAAUACUGUAUUAACAAUCUGAUAACUUUUAUUAGUAUUUUAGGUGAAGUAAAAAAGCUUACAAGAAAUAACUCAUUAAGCAAUAGAUUGUUUAAAUUGGAUAGUAGAGGCAAUCUAAAAAGUAGAUUUGAAUUAAAUAUUAAAUUAUUUAGUUCCAGCCCUAAUAGCAUUGCUGCAGAAAAUAAUUUAUUACUAAAUGAUUUAAAUGACUUAAAAAAGAAAGAUUUUAUAAACUCCCAAAAAGAAAAAAGAAAGAAAUUUCAUCAGUUAAUAAAAAAAUUUGUUCCAUUUAUCACAUCUCAAACCAUUGAAAAUUCGAAAAAUAUUAAUGUAUUAAAUGAAGUAGAAUUAUUUAAAUACAAAGGUAUUUCUAUAUCAAAUGAGAUAUUUAAUGAGAUUUCGAGGUUCUUUAAAAUUAAUGAAAUAGAAUUAAACUCCCUUAAUGAUUUUAACCGUCCAGUGUUGAACCAUAGUUGUAGCGAGAGGCACUUCGAUACAAUAAUUUUGAGACCAUCAAAUGACUAUAUUUACUCAUUACGUAAUAUUAAGCAAAACACUCAGACACAGAUUGAUGAUUGCAAAACAAAUCUAAUAGAGGAUGGAAUUACAACGAAUUUUGACCCAGCUUGUAAAAAACAAAGAAUUGAGCAGACUGAAUCAGAGUCAAUUAAUGAAACCAAAAUGAAUUUUACAUUUGGGAGUAAUGAAAGAUGGGAUCCAAAUAUUCCGGACUAUAUUCAUUUCACAAUUUACAAAGAAAAUAGAGACACAGUAGAUGCAGUAAAUAUGAUUUCGAAAUGUUUAAAAAGGAAUCAUAAAUCUUUUGGAAUAGCAGGUUUAAAAGACAGGAGAGGGAUAACAGUGCAAAGAGCUUCCGCUUAUAGAGUUCUAGAAAAUCAGUUAUUAUAUUCAACGGCUUCAAAAAGUUGGGAUCGCAAUGUUAGGAUUUCGGACUUUAAAUAUGAAAAUAAACAGAUAAAUAUUGGUGACCUCAACGGUAAUCUUUUUCAUGUUGUAAUCAGAGAUUUAGAAAUUUCAGAUACACAUUUAGGAACAGAAUCUGGGAAUGAGAAACUGACAUUGAAAGUGGUAGAAAAAUUAAUUAGAGAAAUAAAAUCAUUGGGCUUUAUUAAUUAUUUUGGAUUGCAAAGGUUUGGAACCAGCGAAAUUCCUACUUAUAAAAUUGGGAUUUCACUAAUGAAGAGAGAAUGGAAAAAAGCUUUUUAUCUAAUUCUUGGAUUUGAUGAAGAAAAAAUGAGCAAUUAUUCAACAGAAAAAAGAGAACUUUACAAAAAAAUAACUAAUGAAGAUUAUGAAGAAUAUCAAAGAAAGCUAACAAAUCAUUGCUAUUUAGAAAAAUUAAUAUUGAAUGGAUUCAUUAAAGAAAAAAAGAAGAGAAUAGAAAGUAAUACUAAAGAUGAAAUUAAAAAAGAUAUAUAUAAAGAAAGUAUUAAUUUAAUACCAAAGAAUUCUUACUCCCUUUACAUACAUUCUUUACAAUCACUCUUUUUCAAUAUCAUCGCAAGCGAAAGAAUAAAUAAAUUUGGAAAGAACCCGGUUAUUGGUGAUAUAGUUAUGACUACGAAUUCAGAUAAAUAUUCUAACAAAAAUGAAAAUUCGGCAUUUAUUAAUGAACAAAAUGUAUUAGUUUUACAAAACCAAUCAGAGUUGGAAAAGUUCACAAUCCAAGAUGUAGUACUUACUUUGCCUGGAGACGAUGUUAUUUAUCCUCCAAUUAUGAAGGAAAAAUACGAGAAACUAGCAAAGGAAUUGAUUGGGAUUAAUAUUAAAGAGAAUUGUAUGGGAAUAGCAGGUGGUUAUAGGAAAAUUUUGGUAAUUCCAGAUUAUAUUAAUUACGUAGCUCUUAAUAUUGUUGAAAGAAGAAACGACGAUGUAAACAAAUUUCCUGAUUCUAAAGUUAUUCUAAGCGACCUUGAUGUUUUAACUAGCCAUCCUGAAUUAAAGAGAGACCUGGGAAAAGUUGAGCCUGUAUUGUCGCCAAAAAUACUUGAGUACAAAUGUGACAAUAAAAACGGAGAUUCCCAAGUGAACACAAUAGUAUUUUCAUGCAAACUACCAAAAUCAUCUUAUGUAACAAUGGCAUUAAGAGAGUUUUUAGGAAAUUCUCCUUCUGAAAAGCAAUAA
This is a messenger RNA of Cryptosporidium ubiquitum, 2427 nucleotides long. RefSeq lists its product as uncharacterized. The transcript has a single exon. Gene Ontology annotation, biological process: pseudouridine synthesis. Gene Ontology annotation, molecular function: pseudouridine synthase activity; RNA binding. The record is from RefSeq and is a predicted model, not a curated record. Gene Ontology annotation, cellular component: nucleus. Bases 1 to 2427 code for a protein of 808 amino acids. Lineage: Eukaryota; Apicomplexa; Conoidasida; Eucoccidiorida; Cryptosporidiidae.